UCAUCAAUAAUCCUGUUCAUUCUUCCAGCAGCAUUCAGUAAUCCAUUAGAGCCUAUUGUGAAUACCGCAAAGGGUCUGCUCCCCGGACGUGAGAUCGCCUCCGUCCAUGCUUUAUUAGAAGUCCGACCACUGUAACUUGGUGGACUGCUGUUAUCUCGGCAGUGCUGCACACUACCCACCGUGUUAUCCAGCCUACCUUACAACCAUGCCGCUCCCUGAAGUCGAUCUCUCCGCCCUACCGAGCGAAUACGGAGCAGCGGUGAAGGCUGUUCGAGCCAAAGUGCCUGCAGCGCUUGCCAGACCUGCAUGGGGUAUUAUUUGUGGUUCAGGGCUCUCGGGCCUGGCAGGCUCCUUGAAGGAUAAAGUGGAGAUUCCUUACGAGCAAAUCCCCGGCUUCCCAAACUCGACGGUGCAUGGGCACAAGAGUAUACUCGCAUUAGGAUUCUUAGAGCAGGGUGACAAGAGGGUUCCAGUCGUAGCAUGUCUGGGUCGAUUCCACAUGUACGAAGGCCAUUCGCCUCAAGACUGCGUCUUUCCGACUCGUCUUUUCAGAUGCCUAGGCACCCAGGCCAUUGUUGUCACGAAUGCGGCAGGCGGUAUCAACCCCAACUUUGAAGUCGGUACGAUUGUUGCCAUGCAUGACCACCUUUCACUACCAUGUUUAACCGACAAGAACCCGCUGAUCGGCCACAAUUUGGACGCAUUUGGCUCCCGAUUCCCACCUCUUUCCAAUGCUUACGAUAUUCCCUUGCGACUGGCUCUGUUUCGAGCAGCGAAUGCGCUCAAUCUCUCCGCCAAAGACAUGCAACAAGGGACAUACGCUCACGUGUCCGGCCCGACAUACGAGUCCAGGGCCGAGUGUCGCUUCCUGCGAAGCAUCGGCGGCGACUGUGUCGGCAUGAGUACCGUCCCUGAGGUCAUUGCUGCUCAUCACGCUGGCAUGCGGGUGCUGGCAAUCAGCUUGAUCACCAACAAGGUUGUGGUCGACGAUUAUCUGGACGCACGCAAAGCGCUGCAAGAUCAGGCUAAUGGCGGAGAUGCGCUCGGCAAGAAGACCGCAGACGCAGACACAGCAGCGGCAGCGAAUCACGAAGAAGUGCUAGAGGUCGGCAAACGCAGAGCGGAAGACAUCAGGAAACUUGUAGAAACGGUCAUCUGUCAGACCGACCUAGAUUAGUAAAAUGAACAUAUCUAUGGCUAAACUGCU
This is a messenger RNA of Tilletiaria anomala UBC 951, 1207 nucleotides long. RefSeq names its product inosine guanosine and. Gene Ontology annotation, biological process: nucleoside metabolic process. Gene Ontology annotation, cellular component: cytoplasm. The transcript is spliced from 5 exons. The record is from RefSeq and is a predicted model, not a curated record. Bases 206 to 1177 code for a protein of 323 amino acids. NCBI's taxonomy places the organism in Eukaryota, Fungi, Basidiomycota, Exobasidiomycetes, Georgefischeriales, Tilletiariaceae. Gene Ontology annotation, molecular function: purine-nucleoside phosphorylase activity.